Messenger RNA from Silurus meridionalis, 943 nucleotides. It is a transcript of the gene btf3, whose product is annotated as basic transcription factor 3. The transcript has 6 exons. Gene Ontology annotation, cellular component: nascent polypeptide-associated complex; cytosol. Bases 154 to 642 code for a protein of 162 amino acids. The record is from RefSeq and is a predicted model, not a curated record. NCBI's taxonomy places the organism in Eukaryota, Metazoa, Chordata, Actinopteri, Siluriformes, Siluridae.
AAAGCUCCACAUAACACACUCUACUCCACUCCUCUCACACUAACUAUUCUUGGCCGUCAGCCCGCUGUGGUGCAUUUCAAGCCUGACGUCACUUCCGUCCUCUCUCUUUCGCGUCCAUCUUGCUCUCCGCGUGUGUUUGCUGCUAGCGUGCAGAUGAAAGAGACAAUAAUGAACCAGGAAAAAUUAGCCAAACUGCAGGCACAAGUCCGCAUUGGUGGAAAGGGCACUGCACGCAGAAAGAAGAAGGUUGUUCACAGAACUGCAACCGCAGAUGACAAGAAACUUCAGUUUUCCCUGAAAAAGUUGGGUGUCAAUAACAUAUCUGGCAUUGAGGAGGUAAACAUGUUUACAAACCAAGGAACAGUGAUCCAUUUCAACAAUCCCAAAGUGCAGGCUUCACUGGCAGCCAACACCUUCACCAUCACAGGCCAUGCCGAGACCAAGCAGCUCACGGAGAUGCUGCCUUCCAUCCUCAAUCAGCUCGGUGCCGACAGCUUGACCAGUCUGAGGAAGCUCGCCGAGGCCCUGCCCAAACAAGCUGGUGAUGGAAAAGCACCCGUGGCAACAGGAGAGGAAGAUGAUGAUGAAGUUCCAGAUCUUGUGGAGAAUUUCGACGAGGCUUCAAAGGAUGAGGCGAACUAAGUCGAGGAGAGACAGACGUUCAGAUUCUCCAAACUCAGCUGGGCCAUGUGGGACUCCCUCUUCCCCCCACUCGAAACAAUUUUUUUUUUUUUUUAAUAUACUGCAAACUCCAAUUUUUUUCUCUCUCAUGCACUGCUGUGUUCCCCCUGUGCCUAGGCUGAGUGUGUGAGAAGUGUCAUGGUGAGUGUGUGCGAAUCCCAGAGCACCCUGCCCAUCUCUUCGUUACUGAGACUCUCCUUUGCAAUCUAGCUGAAACCCACAUCUGGAAAUAAACAUUUGCUAUUGAUGAGCUUAAUAAAUA